GUUAAGAGAAGUACUUAAUAUAGAAGAAUGCAUGAAUUAUAAUCGAAAUCCGGAAAAAUUGAGAGACUCCAGUUUUUUGUUCUUUUAUGAUACGACUUCAGUUUUUUUUUCAUCCAUAAAUAAGAAUCCACAUAGCAUUAUAAUAGAAAUUGGUGGCUACAUUGGUAACCAAGCAAAGAAACUUGUGAAACCGAAUGUUCAAACAUACGUCGUUGUAGAACCAAUUAAACAGUUCUAUGACCAACUAAAAAGAAAUAUGAACUCUUUGGAAGGAAAAACUACUUUUCAAUUUUUCAAUUUUGGUUUAGGAAGAAAUUACAGCAAAGUAGCAAUAAACAAGGAUGCCGAUGGAACAUCACUUUUCCAUUCUAACAAACUUACAAAUUCCAAAUCUAUUGACGUAGUAAAUGUUAUUGAUUUUUUCGUAUAUUUGGGUGUUGCAUGCGUCGAUGUUGAUUUGCUGAAUAUAAAUUGCGAAGGCUGCGAGUUUGAAGUCUUAGAAAUGCUAGCAGCGACAAAUCUGAUAGAGAAAGUUGUCAAUAUCCAGUUUCAGCCGCAUUUUAUGUAUAAGGAAGUAGGUUCGUACUCUUGUAGAUAUUGUCGUCUGGUUGAACUGCUUUCAAGAACUCAUGAAAUAUCAUAUCGAUUCAAUGUUAUUUGGGAAAUGUGGAGAAGAAAGUUUGAAAUUUGAUUAAAAUGUAAUAUAAAUAUAUAAA
Messenger RNA from Mytilus trossulus (common blue mussel), 716 nucleotides. RefSeq lists its product as uncharacterized. Lineage: Eukaryota; Metazoa; Mollusca; Bivalvia; Mytilida; Mytilidae. Bases 32 to 691 code for a protein of 219 amino acids. The record is from RefSeq and is a predicted model, not a curated record. The transcript has a single exon.